AUGCAUGUGAAGCAGCUUACCUCAGUGAUGAUCUCAGUAGGAUCUCCAAAUAUGAUACUGGUGAUGAAUAUCAGGUCUGAGUCCUGUUUCCCCGAUGUGAAGAUUAAGCCCACAAGAAAUGCCCAUGCCAAGGUGACUAGUGACCAAAAGGGAACCUUGCCACGGUUACACCAGAACACCCCCACUUCUGAGGCUUGUUUUAAAGAAAUGGAGUCCAUUGAUGAAUAUAUUAAGAGAAAAAAGAAAUAUUUUAAAGAACACAACUCCUUUAAUGAACUGAAGAAGCAGCCUGGCAAUAAGGGUGGGGUAAUAAUUCCAGUUCCUCCAAAAGGAAGACUCUCUGUGGCUUGUACAUCCAUCAGCCAGCAGUGCUCUAAAGGCCAAUCACAGGGCCUUGCAAUUCGGAGCACUAUUCAUCUGAAGGGGUCAGUCAAGCACUUUUCUCUCUCAGCAGCUAAAAUGAGUGUCAGGUUUUCAGCUGCUACUAAAGAUAAUGAGCAUAAACAUUCAGUGACCAAGACUCCACUUAAAAAGUUUCCACAUGUGACCACAUCUGGGAAAACCUCAGAAGGCCAUGCUGUGCUGGGGAUACCCAACUUAAAGACCAACAGAGGGAAUUCUGCUGCAGCAAAGCUGAAACCACGGGGGAAAUCUAAAGAAAAUAAUUCUCUGAAUGAACAUGUAAACAGAGUUACCUUCUACAAGAAAAUCUAUAAACAACCUUAUCUCCAGACCGAAAGAGCAAGGGAGGAGCAAGGGAAGAAACAGGAGCAAGAACAAAAGGAAAAGAAAGCAAAGGUUUUUGGAAGCUCAAAGGGGCUUUGUUAUGGUUAA
Messenger RNA from Marmota flaviventris (yellow-bellied marmot), 834 nucleotides. The record is from RefSeq and is a predicted model, not a curated record. NCBI's taxonomy places the organism in Eukaryota, Metazoa, Chordata, Mammalia, Rodentia, Sciuridae.